Molecule: messenger RNA, 1197 nt
Organism: Penicillium brevicompactum
Lineage: Eukaryota; Fungi; Ascomycota; Eurotiomycetes; Eurotiales; Aspergillaceae
Product: Ketol-acid reductoisomerase
Exons: 1
Coding region: 1-1197 (398 amino acids)
Biological process (GO): L-valine biosynthetic process
Cellular component (GO): mitochondrion
Molecular function (GO): ketol-acid reductoisomerase activity
Source: RefSeq, a predicted model, not a curated record
AUGGCUUCCCGUGGUCUUCCCCGUGCCCUCCGCCUCGCCCGCGUGGCCGCCCCUCGCUCCGUGCUCGCUUCGGCCCUCCCUCGCCCUGCCGUUGCUGCCGCUGCUGCCCUUCCCCGUGUCUCCUCCGUCACCACCCCCGUCCGUGGUAUCAAGACCAUCGACUUCGCCGGUGUCAAGGAGGAUGUCUACGAGCGUGCCGAUUGGCCCCGUGAGAAGCUCCAGGAGUUCUUCAAGAACGACACCCUUGCUCUCAUCGGUUACGGUUCCCAGGGUCACGGUCAGGGUCUGAACCUCCGUGACCAGGGCCUCAACGUCAUUGUUGGUGUCCGCAAGGAUGGUGCUUCCUGGAAGGAGGCCAUCCAGGACGGCUGGGUCCCCGGCAAGAACCUGUUUGAUGUCACCACCGCCAUUGAGAAGGGUACCGUCAUCAUGAACCUCCUCUCCGAUGCCGCUCAGUCUGAGACUUGGCCCACAAUUAAGCCCCUCCUCACCAAGGGCAAGACCCUCUACUUCUCCCACGGUUUCUCCCCCGUCUUCAAGGACCUCACCAAGGUCGAUGUCCCCAAGGACAUUGAUGUCAUCCUCGUCGCCCCCAAGGGUUCCGGACGUACCGUCCGCUCUCUCUUCCGUGAGGGCCGUGGUAUCAACUCUUCCAUUGCCGUCUUCCAGGACGUCACCGGUCAGGCUAAGGAGCGCGCCAUCGCUAUGGGUGUCGCUGUCGGCUCUGGCUACCUCUACGAGACCACCUUUGAGAAGGAGGUCUACUCUGACCUCUACGGUGAGCGUGGUUGCCUGAUGGGUGGUAUCCACGGUAUGUUCCUCGCCCAGUACGAGGUUCUCCGUGAGCGUGGCCACUCUCCCUCCGAGGCCUUCAACGAGACCGUUGAGGAGGCCACCCAGUCCCUCUACCCCCUCAUCGGUGGUCAGGGUAUGGACUGGAUGUACGCUGCCUGCUCCACCACCGCCCGUCGUGGUGCCAUUGACUGGUCCGGUCGCUUCAAGGACACCCUGAAGCCCGUCUUCAACGACCUCUACGACUCCGUCCACAACGGCACUGAGACCCAGCGCUCCCUCGACUACAACUCCCAGCCCGACUACCGCCAGAAGUACGAGAAGGAGAUGGAGGAGAUCCGCAACCUCGAGAUCUGGCGCGCCGGAAAGGCCGUCCGCUCUCUGCGCCCCGAGAACCAGAAAUAA